GGAGAAUCAAUGCUGAGGUUCGUUUGAGGGAUGGGCUCCGAAAACCCAGACGACUUCGAACCAGCUGUUAUCCUGGCCGAGGAAGAUCAACAUGAAAUCGGAGGCCUGAUCAACUCUGAUGGAGAAGAAGUGGAUUUCUCAGAUCUCGGAGAAGGCGCUAUCCCUGGCAUUGGAGUGGUGGAGACCCCCUCAAAGACAUUUGGUCAAAGUCAAAAUGAAAAACCACCAUCUCUUCAUACCUGCUCAGUGUGCGGGAAAGACUUCCCCUACGCCUCUAAACUCCAGCGUCACCUACGCACUCACUCAGGAGAGAGGCCUUUCCCCUGCUCCAUGUGUGAGAAGAGGUUUCCUGAGAAGGGGCUGCUCAUGAUUCACGAAAGGGUCCAUACUGGGGAGAAGCCUUUCCCGUGCACUUUCUGUGAGAAAAGGUUCGCCAGUCAGGGCGAGCUCAGACUACACCGGCGGACUCACACCGGCGAGAGGCCGUAUCACUGCUCUAUCUGUCUGAAGAGCUUCUCUCGUCACUGGCACCUGAAAACUCACUUGGAGGCGAUGCACUCGGAGGUCGUCGCAGGCUUUACGAGGAAGAAGUUUCCAUGUUCUGACUGCGAUAAGAGCUGCAACUCAGCGGCCGAGCUCAGAGAUCAUCAGAGAACUCACACUGGCGAGAGACCCUAUCAGUGCUCGUUCUGCGACAAACGGUUUGCUUUGUCGGGAACGCUUGUGAGACACGAGCGUCUCCAUACCGGCAUCACUCCCUACCACUGCUCCGACUGCGGGAAGACAUUUUCACAGCAGUGGACUCUGACGACACACAUGAGGACUCACACGGGGGAAAAACCGUACAGCUGCACACAGUGCGAUAAGUCUUUCGUGGCUCCCGGAGAGCUUCGGAGGCACACCAGGAUCCACACCGGUGAAAAGCCGUACACCUGCGCGGACUGCGGGAGGCACUUCUCAUUGGCGGGGACUCUCAGAAACCAUAAAAGGUCGUGCACACAUAGCAAGAACGGACCAGCUACAGGUGUCAUCUCAGGCUCAGUUCAAGCAACAGUUGGUGAAUCAUCCCAGCAAGACCCGGUCAACAAUAUCACCUCCGAGGUGUGUGACAGUCAGAGUAUACCUGCUGAAGUUCAGGCUAAUUCCUCGGAGGGUCUUAACUGUGACAAAGUCGCCCAGUCUGAAAAUAACUUGAGAGAGCCAGAAGACCGGCAGGAGGACGUCACUUCCAGUCCACACAUGAAUGUAAUAGUGAAAGAGGAGGAAGAAGAGGAACCUUUAUGCGUAGAUGAAACUCCUGAUGAAGUGUCUGGUAGUGAUGAUUGUACCGUGCCAGUGGAAACCGGAGAGCAGCAGCAGCAGCAGGAAAACAGCACAGAAAUCCAAAUUACUGUCAAGGAGGAAGAAGAGGAACCUGUCAACAUGUCUCGAGAGGAUCCGGAUCAUGCUGCUGACGAGGGGAAAGACCGUCCUCAAGCAUCACCGGUGCAGGAACAGCUUAACAACAAUCUGACUAAAAGCUCUUACUGCUGCGGGCUCUGUGGAAGAGACUGUCACAAGAUGUCCGCGCUGCAGAUUCACAUGCGAAUACACUCAGGGGAGAAACCUUAUCAGUGUUCUCUGUGCGGGAAGCAGUUCACCCAGAAAGGUCAACUCAAAGGUCACCAGAAGGUCCACACGGGAGAGAAACCGUUCUCCUGCCCCGACUGCGGGAAGAGCUUCGCCCACUCGGGGGCCAUGAACAGACACCGGCUCACGCACACAGGAGAGAGGCCCUACCACUGCUCCAUGUGCGACCGCAGCUUCAACCAGUCCGGACGUUUAAGGGAACACGAGAAAAUCCACUUUGGGGAGAAGUUUGACUGCCCCGAGUGUGACAAGAGUUUCACACGAGCUUCGAGCCUCAAGAACCAUUUCAGGCUUCACACGGGCGAGAGGCCGUACGGCUGCGACAUCUGCGGGAGAGGCUUCAGCCGCUCUCAAAGCCUCAGGCUCCACAAACGGAAACAUGAGCUGAUUCAGACUGAGGACGAGUCCGCAUUCAGCGUGAAGAAUGACGAUUUAUCACAGAGUGACGAUAACUCCCCAAUAAAUAUGUGUAUAACAGACAAAAAUGACUGAAAAUGUAUUUAUAUGAAACCAUACAGAUACGAGUACUAGUAUUAUAAUACUGUUGUUGAGAUUUUAGGCGGUUAAUAAUGAAAGUAAGGGACUACCUCUGUGAAUAGACCGACAGUAAACCUUUACGUGAUGGUUGUUCACCAUCAAAGUAUUGAACCUUAAAUAUUUAACUACCAGAAAGGUGCAGAAAAAAAUAAUAAACAGGUACGUGUGAGAUGACGAGCAACACUGUUUCAAAGAAAACGACCAAACAUAUUUACUACAAACAAAACUUUUGUAAAAUCUUAAACUGUUUAGAUGGCAAAUUUUAGACGUCAUAUAUACUCUUGUUUAUCACUCUUACAUAUGUUAGCUGCAUCAAAAUAUUGCACUCUCAUUUUAGAGUAUUUAUGGUAGUACAAAAGACUCAUUUAAGGUCUGUGAUUUCACCUCUUCUCAUGCAGUAUUUGUCUUUCAAGCUAAUCGUAUAUGUGGAAAUUGGACUAAAGAUUAAUGAUGUUUUUUGUAUCGGAUGUUACGGCGGCUAGCGAACAAUCUCAGAAUCGGGUGAAACUGGAUUUCAUGAGAUGGGUGUGAGAUAACGGUUUAUCAGUGUCAGUAAUAUUUAACCAGUGAUUGAACAAUGGAGUCAUCAAACAUUCAUUAAGUUUGUGCCAAAACCAUUUUUGCCUUAGUGUUGAUUUCAUUUUUGUUACCUGUGAACCAAAUCAUGAGUCAAGUUCGCCUGGUUGAGGCUUCUCUUUAAGGCCAAGUAAACAUUGUGAAUAAAAGAUUCAUUCUCUAAGGUUGUGACACAAAAGGCAAUAAUUGGAAGAAAAUGUAGAUGGUAAAUUUUGCCCAGUGCUGCCUCUGUCUAA
Molecule: messenger RNA, 2978 nt
Organism: Scomber japonicus (chub mackerel)
Lineage: Eukaryota; Metazoa; Chordata; Actinopteri; Scombriformes; Scombridae
Product: zinc finger protein 436-like
Exons: 6
Coding region: 31-2121 (696 amino acids)
Biological process (GO): regulation of transcription by RNA polymerase II
Cellular component (GO): nucleus
Molecular function (GO): RNA polymerase II cis-regulatory region sequence-specific DNA binding; DNA-binding transcription factor activity
Source: RefSeq, a predicted model, not a curated record